Vitrella brassicaformis is the source of this 1221-nucleotide messenger RNA. NCBI's taxonomy places the organism in Eukaryota, Vitrellaceae. The record is from the annotation of a GenBank genome assembly.
AUUCAUUCAUUCGGCGUCCUCAUGAACACACAGGGCAUUCAUUCGGACGAGACUAGCAGCACUGCAAGACACCUCGCAGCGACCAGGGCGGCUGGUCCGGCUCACCAAGGUUUCCCUUGGCUACUCCUGGCUUUCACAUGCCCCGUAUAUUUUACAAGCGAGGGGGGAAAAAGUCGCCGGCGCCCUACUUGAUACCCGCCGGGCUGCGAGCGGUGUGGCGUGUCAGGUUGGUGUCUAUGGGGGUGCGUGCACGCGUCUCUCUGUGCUCUGUGUCCGUGUCGUGUCUGUGUCGUGUCAUGUCGUGUCCCCGGUGGAGCCGCCCAUACAUACAUACAUAAAUGUGUACACACGCAUAUAAUACACAUCGCACGCAGAGACGAACGUGUGUGAGUCGAAUGAAUGACGGUGUGUCUGCAAUCCAUCUACACGUGGUCAUUGAAGGUGGUGUCGUGUCGUGGCGUGCAGUGACGUGUGGAUGUCUGAAGAGACACGCAGGAUUAGUUCACGUGAAGCGUCUGUCUUUUUCCUCUCGUUGUGUACAGAAUGUUCAUGCUGUGUGCGCCUGUGUGUGCAUGUGUCGGCUGGCUGCGUGCGGACCUAUCUUGAACUAUCAUAGACACACGUGCUCUCAAUCUCACCAAGGAAGGUGUCAUGUGCAUGCCGCACCCAUACUACUCAUUAAGGAAAACCAGUAAGGCAUUCGAAAUGUUUCAGCAGACAAAAGGCAGGUAGAUGGGCUGGCAAGAACUAAUUGCUCAAGGGGCGGGGCCUUGUCUGUCUGUCUGUCUGAUCGACUGACUGAUGUGUGUCUUACAUACUGGUGUCCUCGAUGACCUCCCGCAUGACGGCGUCGAUCUCGUCGAUCGCCCCUUGCAGGAGCCUCUUGCAAGUCAGCCGGUACUCAAUAGCCACACGCAUGUUGAUGCCCAGCGACUUGUCCUCGCGCAGCCGCCUCUCGUCCUCCGCUAUGCUCGUCCGCUUCCUCAAGGACAGCAGAUGUCUGAUGACCCCCUGCACACACACACACACACACACAGAGAGAGAGAGAGAGAGAGAGAAUGAGGCGACACUAGUCUGGUGUGUCUACACAUGCGCCGAUCGGUGUGUGGCGGUUCGUACCUUAACGCUUUUGAGUGCAUCCAACUCGACCUGCUUGUCGGCCAACCGCCCCCUCCGGAGGUCACACAAGGCAUCCAACUCGGCCCGACAGAGACCCACCAU